AUGUCUGAUACGACGUUAAGCAAUGUGUUUUGGGGCCACAGUGCUGGUGUGCUAGUGCUAUCGGCAUCUGGUCUCUUGUGGCGCAGUCGUACAACCGAAAGCCAGAAGAAGUUGCUAAGAGAUGAUAUUGUGACGCUGCUAUGGACGCCCGUGGGUCCCAAGACGCACCAUCUUAAAGUCUACCAGAAAGGUGGCAAGUAUGUGCGCUUCACGGGACUUAAAGCUGAAGAUGUUUCACAGCUAAAAAGUCACGUGGAGAGGUAUUUUGACCGAGAGUUGGAGCAAGAGAAAGUAGCAGCAGAUGGUGGCAAUUGGGGCGACAUGAAAUUUGAAGGUCCGAACCUUAAUUUUCGCACGGCUAAUGCUAGUGUCAUGGAAUUGCCGCUUGAGCAAAUUUCUCAGUGUGCACUUCCCGGUAAGCAUGAAGUGGAGCUGCAAUUUCAUGAGGAUGACACUGUGGCUGGAGAUGAGGAAACACUCGUCGAGAUGAGACUUUACCUACCUCCAGGGGACGGAGAAGACGAGGUCGUGUCGGCGGAGGAAUUCCGUCAGGAAGUACUGGAAAAAGCUAAUAUCCGUAGUGUCAUGGGAAAGAGUAUUGUAGACCUCGACGAAACUAUUGGUACCUUUCUCACUCCUCGUGGUCGUUACGGUGUCGAGAUUUAUGGAUCAUUCUUGCGUAUGCACGGUAAGACAUUUGACUACAAAAUCAUGUAUUCGAACAUCAAUCGCUGCUUUCUGCUUGAGCUGCCUAAUGGUAUCAACACGGCCUUUGUCAUUAGUCUUGAGGAGCCUAUUCGACAGGGCAAGCAAGGAUAUCCUCAUCUUGUGCUACAACUAAGCAAGAACGACGUACAUAUUGACGUCAACAUGUCAUCGGAAGAGAUCAAGAAAUACAAUGGAAACAUUCAUGAACGUAUGUCUGGCGCGCUGCCUCAAAUUGUCGCUACGCUAUUCAAAUUUAUUAUUGGAAAAAAGGUGUACACGUCAGGUAAAUUCAAGACUCAUAGCGGUGAUCGUGCUGUCAAGUGCGCCGUCAAAGCACAGAGUGGCGUACUUUUUCCACUAGAAAAGUCUUUCAUGUUCAUCCACAAGCCCACAACCUUUAUCCGCUACGAGGAAAUCGAAUACAUUGAGUUCCAGCGUUACGCUGGCCAAAGUGGAUCUUCAGCUAGUCGAAAUUUUGAUCUGCUUGUUAGUUGCAAGUCUGUAGGUGGUGAGGCCGCACGAGAAUACAUCUUUUCGGCUAUCGACCGACGCGAAUUUCCGGAAUUAAGUCAGUUUCUGACGUCUAAAAAGUUGCGCAUACGAAACUUAAAGGAGUCUCAUGCUGCUGGCGCGCAGGCAGGCUCGAAGAAGCGUGACUUUAAUGAGUAUUUGGAGGAGUUAGGUCCCGAGGAGGGUGAGAUCGAAGAUGAUGAAGACGAAGAAGAUUCAGACUUUGGCCCUGGCGAUGCAUCCAAUGACGAAUUAAGUGAUUUAAGCGACGAAGAGCUCAGUGGCCAAGGAUCAGACGACGAGGAAGAAAAUGGAGGUGGUGACAAGAGCGCUGGAGCUGAGUCAAAACGUCAGAAUCCAAUACAUGAUAUUUCUCCCUUCUUAACCCGCCGACAUCGACGUCGACCGCUCGGGCUUGAGGCCCCAGUAAAGGAGAAUUUGGCGCAGCAGAUUGCAAACGCUGUAGCUCUAUCAUUGCAAAAGAACAGUCAAGGAAGCUGCAGUAGGGUGCUACUGGGUGGAAAGCAAGGAUUACUGGCACGGAAGUUACGAUUGGCGGAGCAGAAUGUAACUAAAAUGGCGGCGUAUCUGCGUUGUCGAAACCAGGAAACUGCAAGUGUCAUCGAGAGUCAAAUGAGCAUUGCGUCAUGUGCUGAUGGUGAAUGUCAAAACUUGUGUGUCAUAUGUUUAGAGGCUAAAGUGGACGCGUUGAUGGAAGCGCUUCCCUGUGGCCAUAUUUUUCAUGCUCAAUGUAUUAAUCGGUGGCUUUUGUAUCGAAGAGAGUGUCCAGUAGACCGACGUUCAGUGGACUGA
This is a messenger RNA of Plasmopara halstedii, 2031 nucleotides long. Its product is annotated as fact complex subunit ssrp1. The record is from RefSeq and is a predicted model, not a curated record. The transcript has 3 exons. Lineage: Eukaryota; Oomycota; Peronosporomycetes; Peronosporales; Peronosporaceae. Gene Ontology annotation, cellular component: FACT complex; nucleus. Gene Ontology annotation, molecular function: nucleosome binding; histone binding; DNA binding. Bases 1 to 2031 code for a protein of 676 amino acids.